Molecule: messenger RNA, 1761 nt
Organism: Eremothecium cymbalariae DBVPG#7215
Lineage: Eukaryota; Fungi; Ascomycota; Saccharomycetes; Saccharomycetales; Saccharomycetaceae
Gene: SPO1
Product: putative carboxylic ester hydrolase
Exons: 1
Coding region: 1-1761 (586 amino acids)
Biological process (GO): glycerophospholipid catabolic process
Cellular component (GO): extracellular region; intracellular membrane-bounded organelle; plasma membrane
Molecular function (GO): A2-type glycerophospholipase activity
Source: RefSeq, a predicted model, not a curated record
AUGUUGACUAGUUCAGGUUUUUUGUUAGGCAUGAAUAAUCACGGAUUGUUUAGUUGUGCUAGCUAUAUUGCUAGCAUUUCUGGAGGUAGUUGGACGGUGAUGCGUUUGUUGCUUGCUGACUUCGAUGUGGAUAAACUUAGAAAUUGGGACAUUAAGAAUAGUUUACUUGAAGGAGUUCCAAAUUUUGAGUUUAAGAAUAGAGAUAUAGUUCAGCAACUUGAUGGAACUGCUGAAGCUCACGAAUUUUUCAUGGAUGAUGGAUUCUAUAAUGAACUUAAAGAACAUGUUUCUAAAUGGAAGCGUGAGUUCGCUGAACCGGUUGAUUCUGUGGAUCCAACAUUCAAUGAGUUUCAUGAUAGUUUGGAGUCUAACUGGAUGCGCUUAAAUCAUAAUGCUAUUCAAAAACGUUCCCUUGAUACAUUUUUAAAAUUAAAGGAAACUAUUGAAGAGCUGUUUAAAGGAAAUAAUGAUUCGAGCCCCACAAACCAAAUCAAAAAACUUGAAGAAAUGAUGGAUACUUUUUCAAACUUUAGGAAAGUUCUUGGAUUUUACAUCAUGUUGCAUUCAGAGGUGAGACCUAAAAAGAUUAUGGGUUUCCCAGUAUCCUUUACUGAUUAUUGGGGCCGUGCAUUAUGGAAGAAGAUUUCUUACCAGGAAACAAAAACUAAUUCGAUGUCGGAGUUGUUUGUACAGAGCCCAAGUGCAAGUAAUUAUGAGGCUCCUUUGCCUAUAAUUAUUGCUAAUUGUAAGAAUGAAGAUUUGGUUAACGUUGUAUUUGAAUUCACCCCUUUUGAAUUUGGAUCUUGGAAUAAAUUACUAAGGCUUUUUGUGAAAUUGAGAUACUUAGGUUCCACUGUUAGUAGAGGUAUAGCACGUUCAUGUAUCCAAGGAUUUGAUGAUGUAGGUUUUAUCACAGCAACAUCAUCAUCGCUUUUUAAUAACGUCUUGAUAUAUGCUUGGCAGCUUGCAGCUGAUUCGUCCCAAAAAACUAUGAAGGCAGUAAGGGCAUUAUUCUCCACGUUUGGUGUAAAUCUCAAGAAUAAAAAUUCAGAGGGUAAAAUAUUUGGUACUAGAUCUGACUUCGCAUUAUUUCAGCCAAAUCCCUUUUAUCAAUACCCUGGAAUUGAAACGCCUUUAACAAAAACAGACAAGUUAUAUCUUGUUGAUGGAGGUGAAGAUGGAGAAAACAUACCUUUGAGACCAUUCUUGCAACCUGAGCGAAAAGUCGAUUUAAUAUUUGCACUAGACUCAAGCUCCGGUAAAAUAAACUAUCCCACCGGGUCGAUCCUACGCAAUUUAUACGAUAAUAUGCGUCAAUCCGAAGAUUCUAUCAGCAUCUUAAGUCCAAACGGCACUCCUGUCAAUGUUGACCCAAUGCCGUAUAUCCCUUUGCCUGAAGAAUUUGAACGGUCAAAAUUGCUAAAUCACCCCAUAGCCUUUGGGUGUUAUCAAUCCAGCUAUCGUAAAAGAACCUCCUCUGUACUUCUUCCACCCGGCAAACUACCACCAAUAAUUCUUUAUCAUGCUAACAGAAAUCAUACUUAUCAAUCAAAUACCUCAACAUUCAAACUUAACUACAGCCCCAAGGAAGUAGAUGGUAUGCUAAACAACGGAUGGAAUAUUUUCACUGACAACAAUAACACUUCUUACCUUCAGUGUAUAGGCUGUCUUAUGAUUAAAAGAACCUAUGACAACACUGCUUCCACCGAAUUGCUACCUCCAACAUGCCACAGCUGCUUCAAAAAGUAUUGUUAUAACUAG